Molecule: messenger RNA, 576 nt
Organism: Camponotus floridanus (Florida carpenter ant)
Lineage: Eukaryota; Metazoa; Arthropoda; Insecta; Hymenoptera; Formicidae
Product: histone-lysine N-methyltransferase SETMAR-like
Exons: 2
Coding region: 1-576 (191 amino acids)
Molecular function (GO): nucleic acid binding
Source: RefSeq, a predicted model, not a curated record
AUGUAUAAAGUUGUGCAAAACGUACAUCCCAUGGACCAUCAGAUGUUCAUCGGAUCUAUUUUGGACCUACAAUGGACGUCCAGAUAUCCAGAAGUGGACGUUCGAUGGACAUCCAUUGGACGUCCACGUGCUGUCUGGGAGUGUGUCAUCCACCAUAGCUUCAUGGAACCUGGCAGAUCGAUCGUGGCGGAUGUCUACUGCAACCAACUAGACGAUAUGAUGCAAAAUCUUGCGAUUAAACAGCCGAGAUUGGUCAAUCGAUCAGCUCCCAUCCUCUUGCACGACAACGCUCGACCUCACACCGCACGAACGACCGUGGCAAAGCUACAGCAGUUGGAGUUAGAGACUCUCCGUCACCCACCAUAUUCGCCAGACCUUGCACCUACUGACUACCACUUCUUUCGAAAUUUGGACAACUUCUUGUUGGGAAAAAAAUUCAAUUCCGCAGAGACUGUGAAAACGGCCUUCCAACAGUUCAUCGACUCCCGUGAGCCAGACUUCUACAGCAAAGGGAUAAAUGAGCUACCGUUGAAAUGGCAAAAGUGUGUCGAUAACCUGGGUGCAUACUUUUAUUAA